Molecule: messenger RNA, 1776 nt
Organism: Lindgomyces ingoldianus
Lineage: Eukaryota; Fungi; Ascomycota; Dothideomycetes; Pleosporales; Lindgomycetaceae
Exons: 17
Coding region: 1-1776 (591 amino acids)
Source: RefSeq, a predicted model, not a curated record
AUGUCGGGUAGCGGAAGCUGUACCAGUUCUCACUGCGCUCAAUCUUAUCUACGAUACCCUGUGCCCGCCUCGCUUCAACACGCGCGUCUGUGGCUUGGGGCUAUCUUCAAAGUCGUCUUUGCCAACAUGGCCGGAAAGCUAUCUAAUCAUGACGCACUCGGUAUACCACCCUUAAUUGAUGGCUUCUCCGUUCAUACAUGCCACAGAGUCUUUCAAAGAAUUCGUUCAAUCUUCAAGGAGUUUGUUGUUUAUCUCAGGCCUCCUAAAGUGAUCUUGUGCAUAGCCUCUAGUUUUAACCUCCUCCAGCGGGAUUAUAUAAUGGGAUCAGUGUGGUUAAUCGGUAGGAGUGUCGCCAAAUGCAGCUCGUCGCCUAUUUCCCGUCGUUCACCACAGCCUCAGAUGAAACCCCACACUUUAUACCUCAAACCAACCCAAAUUGAGGACUUCCUUGCAGUUCUAAAACAAGAACAAGCAAUUUCAGUGGUAGGAUUCCAAGAUUCAAGGUGGUCUCCAGGAACCGAAUACGAAGUGCCACUCCAGAGCGCGCAGAUCAAAGUGCCUAACACAACACCAACAAAAUUUUUAUAUCUUCUCCACUGGUUGUUUAAAGCGCAUGCCAAGGCGACCACCAUGACGUCGACUGACCACUGUCGUGGAAAUGAGUACCACACUUCAGAAAUCUCGCAAUAUCUCUCACAAUCUCGGGAAACUCAGGCCUUUAAGGGCCCCGCCCAACAACAUUCAUCACCUUUACCGCCACCGCUCAUCCAUUCGAAAAUUUGUUUUCCUAACUGGACUAGCAUGAAAUUUUCCCUUUGGAACGCGCUUUACGAUACAGAAUACAGCACCCUCUUCGAAUCCAUACAGAUGGUAGCAACUUGGCAAUUCUGGGAGUGGGACCUCGCCGACUACGUUGCUAUUUCGGCUCAAACCCGACUGGCAUACCGCACUUUACGAGAUAAACUCAUAGAUCUCUACGCAGAGAGUAUUAGUAUUCGUACGACAACGUGGCUGCCCUUUGGAGAUAAUCUAUCUGGCCGCGAAGCUGACAUGUGGUCGCCACACGGCCCGAAUUGCAUUACGGAAUGUCGAUUGAUAAACCGUCUUCUAUGUGAGCUCACUCGAUCAUCGGACUGGGAGGGAAUGUUGUAUUCCCAGCUGAUCUUAGAUAUUCGGCAGGAAUGCAUUGUGCAUAGGCUGUGGGACAUGUUGACUCCACAGCCCGAGAAUAGUAGGGUUAGGGUGUUGUUUUGCUUACCCCACACCGCGGCAUGCCUGCUUGAAGGCGUCUUCAGUAUGUUCUUCCACUUGGCUGCUCUAUCCCCGAGAAUGAUACAAGUCCUCAAAACGAAGUUGAACAGCGAAGCUACGAGACGCGCGAAUUUUAUGCAAGUUCUUCCGUUAAACAUCUCUACUUCUGUGAUUCCCAUUCUCUUUAACUACGUCCUUGAACUCCUAUUAAUUUCAACAAUUAGCACGCAAUUUGCGAAGAACGCCACACUCGCUACAAACGCAACACCAUUCGUCCAUCACCACACGUGGCGUCUGCACCAAUACUCGCCCUCCUUCAGCCUUGUACUGAGCUUAGGAACCUCGUGCCCGCGCUUCCGCGACUUCACUUCCCUCUUCGCUCCUUCACCGUCGAAUAUUUUGUCGUUUCCGAGAGUUUGGAGAGUGUUUGCUUCUGGAUACGAAACAGCCAAGGGCAUCUCUAUUACCCCUCGAAAAGCUGCGUUCUUCAAUCAAAGUCCUCGAAACCCGCUAAACAUCGAAUAA